Molecule: messenger RNA, 2429 nt
Organism: Humulus lupulus (European hop)
Lineage: Eukaryota; Viridiplantae; Streptophyta; Magnoliopsida; Rosales; Cannabaceae
Product: zinc finger BED domain-containing protein RICESLEEPER 2-like
Exons: 4
Coding region: 715-1590 (291 amino acids)
Molecular function (GO): DNA binding
Source: RefSeq, a predicted model, not a curated record
AGCGAGAAAACUGAGACAAAGAGAAAACUGACUUCCUUUGUUUGGAAUCAUUUCAAGAAGCAAAAAAUUAAUGGAGUUGACAAAGCUAUUUGCAACUAUUGUAAAAAAAUAUUAGGAGGAUCAAGCAAAAAUGGAACAACACAUUUGCGUGAUCAUUUUAACAUAUGUCCUCUUAGGAAGCAUCGAGAUAUAAAACAAUCAAUCUUAAAUCCAAGUAAGAAGAAGGAUGGAAGUACUUCACUAGCUGCUCACAACUUUGAUCAAGAGUGUUCAAGACACAAACUUGCUAAAAUGAUUGUUUUGCAUGAGUAUCCACUCAAUAUGGUUGAACAUCAUGGAUUUAGAGAUUUUGUCAACUCUCUUCAGCCAUUUUUCAAGAAUGUAUCUCGAAGUACUAUUAGGAGGGAUAUAUUGAAGAUAUAUGAGAAUGAGAAGACCAAGACAAAGAACUCAAUUAGUGACAAUUGUAGUAGAGUUGCAAUCACAACUGACAUGUGGACAUCAAAUAAUCAAAAGAGAGGGUAUAUGGUGGUGACUGCACAUUAUAUUGAUGAUUCAUGGAAUUUGCACAAUCGAAUUAUCAGGUUUAUAUAUGUGCCUGCCCCUCAUACUGCUAAGUUAUUAGCAAAAGUGUUGAUGGAGUGUUUGGUUGAAUGGUCUCUUGAACGUAAGUUGUCUACUCUUACUUGAGAUAACUGUACUGUGAAUAUUGCCAUGAUGGAUCAAAUGAAAGAAAAAUUGAGAAAUGCUUCUUUACUAAUGAAAGGUGAAUUAGUUCAUAUGAAAUGUUCUGCUCAUAUCUUGAACUUGAUUGUCCAACAAGGAUUAGGAGCAAUUCAAGGUGCCAUAGAAACUAUACGUGAGAGUGUAGUUUUUUGGACUGGUACUCCAAAAAGAGUUGAAAAGUUUGAAGAGGCUAAGAAAGGAUUAUCAUGUGCAAGCAAUAAAAAGCUAGUGCUUGAUUGUAAGACUAGGUGGAAUUCUACUUAUUUGAUGCUUACUAGUGCCAUUGUUUAUAAAGAUGUGUUCAGUCGCUUAAUACACACUGAGAAAAAUUACAAAAAAGAACCUAGUGAGCGAGAUUGGCUUUUGGCAAAAGUUAUGUGUGAGAAACUGAAGUUGUUUUACCAUGUCACUGAGAUGUUUUCUGGGACCAAAUAUCCUACUACUAAUCUAUUCUUCUCUAAGAUUUGUGAUAUUUGGUUGUUGCUUAAGGAGUGUCUUAAGUCUUCAUACGAUGAGAUUAGGAUAAUGGCAUCAAAUAUGAUGGAUAAAUUUGAGCAGUAUUGGACUUCCAUUCAUGGCAUAUUAGCCAUAGCAACUGUUAUGGAUCCAAGGUUUAAGAUGAAAUUGAUUGAGUAUUAUUUUCCUAAAAUUUAUGUUGGUGAAUAUCAAAAUGAAGUUGAACGAAUUAGAAUGUUGUGCUAUGAUUUGGUGAAAGAAUACAAACCAAAUGAUGGAAAAGAAAAUCUUCCUGAUCCUUUAUCCAAUGCUUCUGGAGUUGGAGGGGAUAGUGAUGGAUAUGUGGAUCCUUUAGCUGGUUAUGACUUGUUCGUUAGUAGAAGGUGGAUACUUUCACGUCUGAGUUAGAGUUCUACUUGGAGGAAGCAGUUUUGCCUAGGAGUGAAGAGUUUGAUAUUUUAGCUUGGUGGAAGACAAAUGGUCUUAAGUAUCCAACAUUACAACAAGUUGCUAGAGAUGUUUUGGCUAUCCCAGUGUUUACAGUAGCUUCUGAGUCUGCUUUCAGUACUAGUGGAAGACAUGUGACUCCUUGUCGUAAUAGGCUUCACCCGAGUAUGUUGGAGGCAUUAGUAUGUACUCAAGAUUGGUUAUGGGAUGAGAAACUAGAUGCAUCACAAAAUGAGAUUUCACAUAGUACAUUCUUUGAUGAUGUUGAAGAUGAUGAAGCGGGUCCAAGUUUUGUGGAUUUUGAUUCUUGAAGAAAGAAGGCUCUUGAAUGGUGGUGAUGACUAUUAGUUUUCAAAGUUGAAGAUGAAGAUGUUAUUACAAUUUAUUAAGUUUGUGUGUUUGUUUGGACUUCAAGUUUAUGUUUAUGGUCUUUAAGUUUAUGUUUAUUGAUUUUAAGUUUAUCAUUGCAAAGUUUUUAAUUUUGGAACUUAUCUAUAUGACUAUCAAUUAUGGAAUGAAGAAUUUAGUUUUAUGUUGUUUUAAUUUGGUGUUUACAAAUAUUUUUUAAUUUCGAAAAUAUAAAAAAUUAUUUGUGUUAUCCAACUUUUUUAAUAAACGGGUCCCCGUUAUAGUGUUCAUUACCGACGGGGAUUCCCCGCCCCGUUCCCCGCCGGGGAAUGUGUGGGGACGGGGCGGGGCCGGGGGAAAAUAAUAGGGGUCGGGGACGGGGACGGGGAAUGCAUUCCCCGCACCGCCCCGUCCCCAUGUGCAUCCCUAACCCCAACUAAUGUUUAUUGUUA